AUGCGUAUCGCCAUCGUUGGGUGCCUCCACGGCUCCCUCAGCGAGAUGUACCAAACCCUUCCGCCAGUCGACCUCGUCUUAUGCUGCGGCGACUUCCAGGGAUUCCGCAACGAGGCCGACCUCGACUCAUGCCAUGUCCCGGAAAAGUAUCGCACUCUUGGCUCAUUCCACCACUACUAUGCGGAACCACGUGACAUUCCACUCACAAUUGUCGUGGGCGGGAAUCACGAGGCCAGCAACUACAUGUGCGAGCUGUUCUAUGGCGGCUGGCUCGCGCAUAACAUCUACUACUUGGGUGUCGCGGGGAGUGUGAUUGUCAACGGGCUGCGUAUUGCCGGCGCGAGUGGAAUCUACAACCAGAAUUCGUUUGGACGGGGACACUUUGAACGCGCGCCUCUCAAGGGAGGCAGCCUGCGCUCCGUCUACCACCUCCGGCAGUGGAAUGAGGAGCGCCUCCGUCUUCUCCCACCUGUCGAUAUCUUCCUUUCACACGACUGGCCAGUCGACAUCACAAAGUACGGCGACGGCAAAGCGCUAGUCAGCGCCAUGCCGCGUUUCCGGUCCUCGAUCGAUACAGGUACUUUCGGUGCGCCUCCACUCACGCGCGUCCUAAACGCCAUCCGAGCGCGCUACUGGUUCGCGGCACACAUGCAUGUCAAGUUCCCCGCGGUUAAAGUUCACGCCGCCAAUCCCACCGUCUCGGAACCACACUAUCCUAGUGACCCCACGCCCAAGGAAUGGUUAGAUGCGCACGCCAUCCACCCAAGGGGUUCAAUCAAGCCCGGCCCAACCAACCAGCGAGCCACCCGCUUUCUUGCACUUUCCAAGCCCCUCCCCGGAAAGAAGGAUUGGUGGCAGGAGGUACUCGACAUUCCUGCCCCCUCAGACAAGUCGCCUCCCACUCUCACCUUUGACCGCGCCUGGCUGGCCAUCACCAAGGCGACGCACCCCUUCCCGCGAGCCCACAACCCGCCUAUACUCCCCGACGGUGCGUCUGCACUUCCGCCAUCAACCCUUCCAGCGGACGUCAAUGCACGAAUCGAGGCCGCACUCUCGUCACUGGAUAACUCGGCCGAGGUCUCAAACGUCCAGGUGUUUGUCAAAACUGCGCCGGCCGAGGGUGACGGUAUUCCCGAGGCGCACUAUACCAAUCCCCAAACCACGGCGUUUUGCGCUUUUCUCGGUAUCCAAGACCUCACCAACCCCGCUCCACCGUAA
Messenger RNA from Cutaneotrichosporon cavernicola, 1218 nucleotides. RefSeq lists its product as uncharacterized. Gene Ontology annotation, molecular function: RNA lariat debranching enzyme activity. Lineage: Eukaryota; Fungi; Basidiomycota; Tremellomycetes; Trichosporonales; Trichosporonaceae. Bases 1 to 1218 code for a protein of 405 amino acids. Gene Ontology annotation, biological process: mRNA splicing, via spliceosome. The record is from RefSeq and is a predicted model, not a curated record. Gene Ontology annotation, cellular component: nucleus. The transcript is spliced from 4 exons.